AUGGCUACUAUUUUAAAGGCCACAACCACUGUCAAGGCGAGGCCCCUGAAGCCGGGGUCCGGUGGGGCCAAGGAGGUCCGAGGCAGGGUGGAAUGCCUCUCGAAGGAUAGCACUCCAAAGGCUUCCAAAGAGGGGGCUCCUCAGAGCUCGUCAAGGAAAUUUGGGACAUCAGUGACCCACGAGGCUAAAUCAAUUGGCGAGCCGAAGUUGCUCGCAUCCGCCUCCAAAGCCAUCAAGAUAGAAAUGGUUAGAGAGGCGGAGGCACAAGAAGAGGCUGCGAGGAGAGCCGCCGAGGCUGCUGAGGAUGAGACAGCGAAACAGAAGCCUCUUCGAGAGAAAGGCAAGUCUCCAAGCUUCCUAGCUGGUAGGGAGGAGACCUUGGCCCCAGCUUUGCUGCAUGCCUCGUCUUGCGACGCGACUGACCUGACGAGGGCCUUGGUGAGCCAAAGCAUCAGAACCUUUGGCCUCGCACUUGAAUGCAGAGAGGCCCUGAGUGAUUUUCAGACAAGGACCCAGUCUUCGGAGGAGAAGACGGCCUCCCUUACAGAGGAAUUGAAGGCAGCUAAGGCCGAGGCGGAAGAAGUUAGGGCCCAAAAACUUGAAGAAUUGGCCAAGCUAGAGUCUGCCUUGGCCCAGAUUGAGGCCUUGAAGAAGGAAGUCCAUGAGUCACGGUGCGAGGUGGCCUUCCUGACAAAGAAGGUAGAGGUCUCCAAUGAGCACCAGAAAGUGACCGCCGAGGCCCUAGAGAAGGCAAAUCUCUCCUUAGUGGGUGCCCAAGAGGCUAACCGGUUCUUGGAAACCCAACUCAAAUGGUAUGUGGAUGAUGCCUCCCAUGCUAGGGAGGAGGCUCAACAGAUUGAGGCCUUGAAGAAGGAAGUCCACGAGUCACAGUGCGAGGUAGCCUCCCUGACAAAGAAGGCUAACCGGUUCUUGGAAACCCAACUCAAAUGGUAUGUGGAUGAUGCCUCCCACGCUAGGGAGGAGGCUCAACAGGCGAGGGAGGAGGCGGUGCAGGAGUACGUCGCCAACUUCCAUAAUACAGAGGAGUAUAAGAGCUUUAGUGCGUAUUGGAGAAACUUUGCCUAUGCCGAGGUGAUGGAGCGGGCAGAGGAGCUGUAUCCCAAUUUGGAUCUGACUCAACUCGGGUCUGAAUUCGUGGAUGAAGUACCUCAUACCCUCUCUGAGGAGGUGCAGGGAAAUGACGCAGCUGAGGUAGAGGAGACAAAUGCCGAUGCUCAAACUGCCCAAGCCUUAAGUACUGAAGCGCCUCCCCCAUCUACCCAGGCUUAG
Messenger RNA from Olea europaea var. sylvestris, 1290 nucleotides. RefSeq lists its product as uncharacterized. NCBI's taxonomy places the organism in Eukaryota, Viridiplantae, Streptophyta, Magnoliopsida, Lamiales, Oleaceae. The transcript is spliced from 5 exons. The coding region runs from base 1 to 1290 and encodes 429 amino acids. The record is from RefSeq and is a predicted model, not a curated record.